Molecule: messenger RNA, 345 nt
Organism: Linum trigynum
Lineage: Eukaryota; Viridiplantae; Streptophyta; Magnoliopsida; Malpighiales; Linaceae
Source: the annotation of a GenBank genome assembly
AUGAAAAGAAUCCAUGCUGAAGCAGUGGCAGAAGGGAAAAGAUUAUUCGGUCCUGAGAUUGUUCUUAAAGUGCUGGAAAAAGCACCCAGCUAUACCAGAAAAGGCAACUCGAGUUCCCAAAGAGAGAAAGACCUGGAGGCACGACUGGAGGAGACAUUUGCUGAAGGGGAGAGGCAGAGGAAAGAAUUUGAGGACCAAAUUCAUGCACAACAGGAGCAGAUAGAAAACCAGCAACAUGAGAUACACAGUCAGAAAGAUAUUAUCAAAGGGUUGCAAGCAUCACAGGAGACCCUAACUAAAUAUGUCGAGGCACUAGCUGCACAAAUUGAUGGAAGACAAGUUUAG